AAUGUAUAUAAGAAAGGUUAUGAAGUAUUUUAGAACAUUGUCGUUUAGUAUUUCUAACGAAAAACAACUUCUUUUGCGUCGUCAUGGCACGUACCAAGCAAACCGCUCGCAAAUCCACCGGAGGAAAGGCUCCAAGGAAGCAACUUGCCACCAAGGCUGCUCGUAAGAGUGCGCCAGCAACCGGUGGAGUGAAGAAGCCACAUCGUUAUAGACCUGGAACCGUCGCUCUUCGUGAAAUCCGUCGUUACCAAAAGAGCACUGAGCUUCUCAUUCGCAAAUUGCCUUUCCAACGCCUUGUCCGUGAGAUCGCUCAAGACUUCAAGACUGAUCUUCGCUUCCAGAGCUCGGCUGUAAUGGCUCUUCAAGAAGCUAGCGAGGCUUACCUUGUUGGACUAUUUGAAGACACCAACCUUUGCGCUAUCCACGCUAAGCGUGUUACCAUCAUGCCUAAAGACAUUCAAUUGGCAAGACGCAUUCGUGGCGAACGUGCUUAAACGUUCAUCUUUUGUCCCAUCAUAAUCGGCCCUUUUCAGGGCCACUAAUUUUUUUUAACGUUGAACAUUUUAUUACAUUGCUUUUAUUUGAAAUACUAUAUAUUUUUCAAUAAAUUUUAAUAUGAAUAUUUCAUAACAACAAUAAUAAAAUGAUACCAUUACACAAUAAUAAAAG
Phymastichus coffea is the source of this 669-nucleotide messenger RNA. Its product is annotated as histone H3. Gene Ontology annotation, molecular function: DNA binding; protein heterodimerization activity; structural constituent of chromatin. The transcript has a single exon. Lineage: Eukaryota; Metazoa; Arthropoda; Insecta; Hymenoptera; Eulophidae. The record is from RefSeq and is a predicted model, not a curated record. Gene Ontology annotation, cellular component: nucleosome. Bases 84 to 494 code for a protein of 136 amino acids.